Molecule: messenger RNA, 3285 nt
Organism: Fukomys damarensis (Damara mole-rat)
Lineage: Eukaryota; Metazoa; Chordata; Mammalia; Rodentia; Bathyergidae
Gene: Slc26a8
Product: solute carrier family 26 member 8
Exons: 21
Coding region: 241-3156 (971 amino acids)
Biological process (GO): transmembrane transport
Cellular component (GO): membrane
Molecular function (GO): bicarbonate transmembrane transporter activity; oxalate transmembrane transporter activity; sulfate transmembrane transporter activity
Source: RefSeq, a predicted model, not a curated record
AAGAGAGCAACAGCUGGAGCCCCGAGGAAGGAACUCCCCAAAAUUGUUCUGAGGGCGCGAAGGCCGACCUGGGAAGGAGGAGAUAGAGGCGCGGCCCAUGCCGCGUGCGCCUCACCGUGGUCGACGAGCCAAAUCCCUGGCUCCAUGGCGGAAAGCGGUAGUGACAAAUAGUGCCGGGAAAAGAGCCAGAAAAUCUUUGAACUGGGAGUAGUCACCAGCAGUCCGGCACCUGCUCGGUGAAUGACAAAACCAGAGAAAGGCAACCAGAAUUCAACCUCUAAAAGCAGGCUCAACUCGUUCCUGUAUAAGAUAAAGCGAGAUGUGUACAACGAAGAGAGUUUUCAGCAGGAAUACAGAAAGACGGCCCCUUCCACAGGGACCAUGAACACUGACGUUGCCACCAUCAGACACCAAGUCCUGUGCCACUGCUCCUGGCACAAGUUCCUAAGAUGCAUGGUUACGAUCUUCCCCUUCCUGGAGUGGAUGUGUCUGUAUCGAUUCAAGGACUGGCUUCUUGGAGAUUUACUCGCUGGCUUAAGUGUUGGCCUCGUGCAGGUCCCUCAAGGGCUGGUACUUAGUCUGUUGACAAGGCAGCUGGUUCCCCCUCUCAAUGUCGCCUACGCAGCUUUCUGCUCCUCCGUGGUGUACGUGAUUUUUGGAUCAUGUCAUCAAAUGUCCAUUGGCCCCUUCUUCCUUGUGAGUGCCCUGAUGAUCAAUGUCCUGAAGGAGAAGCCAUUCAACAAAGGCCACCUGAUCUUGGGAACGUUCCUCAAGGACGACUUUACUGUCCCUUCCUACUUUGACAACUAUAACAAGUCCUUAAGUGUGGUGGCGGCCACCACUUUUCUGACUGGGCUGAUUCAGCUCUCCAUGGGCCUCUUAGGCAUGGGCUUCAUGGCCACCUACCUCCCCGAGGCUGUGAUCAGCGCUUACCUGGCCGCCGUGGCCCUGCACCUCGUGCUGUCCCAGCUGCCCUGUGUCUUCGGGGUGAUGAUCACUUUCCACGCCGGUCCUGUUGCCUUCUUCUAUAACAUACUUAACUACUGUGUGGCUCUCCCAAAAGCUAAUUCCACCAGCAUCCUACUCUUUCUAACAGCUGUUGUUGCUCUGAGAAUCAACAAGUGUAUCCGAAUUUCUUUCAAUCAUUAUCCUAUCGAAUUUCCCAUGGAAUUAUUUCUGAUUCUUGGUUUCACUGUAUUUGCGAACAAGAUAGACAUGGCCACAGAAAACAGCAAGACGUUCGCUGAGAUGACUCCUUUUAGGUUCCUGUUCCCUACCUUACCAGAUUUCACCAUUUUUGGCAAAGUUGUUCUACAAUCCAUCUCCCUGUCUCUAGUGAGCUCCUUUCUGCUCAUAUUUCUGGGCAAGAGGAUCGCCAGUUUCCAUAACUACAGAGUCAAUUCCAACCAGGAUCUGAUAGCCAUCGGCCUUUGCAAUGUCAUCAGUUCCUGUUUCAGAACUUCUGUGUUUACUGGUGCUAUGGCCAGGACCAUAAUCCAAGAUAAAUCUGGAGGAAGACAGCAGUUUGCAUCUCUGGUAGGCGCGGGCGUGAUGCUGCUCCUGAUGGUGAAGGUGGGAAGCUUCUUCUACGAACUGCCUAACGCCGUGUUGGCUGCUAUUAUUCUGAGUAAUGUCAUCCCUUACCUGGAAGCCAUUUACAACCUCCCCAGCCUGUGGAGGCAGGACCAGUAUGACUGUGUUGCCUGGAUGGUGACAUUCACAUCCACGAUCUUCCUGGGACUGGACAUGGGACUGCUUGUCUCGCUGCUUUUCUCUUUCUUCAUCAUCACCGUCCGUUCGCACAGGACGGAAAUUACCCGCCUGGGUCAGAUCCCCAAUACCAACAUCUACAAGAGCAUCACGGACUACCGGGAGUUUACAAAUAUUCCUGGGGUGAAAAUCUUCCAGUGCUGCAACGCCAUUACAUUCAUAAAUGUGCACUACCUGAAGCACAGGCUGCUGAGGGAGCUCGGCAUGGUGACGGUGCCCCUCCAGGAGGAAGAGCUGUUCGGCCUGUUUAAUCAAAGCCACACCAGCCUCCAGGAGGAGAAGAUCUGCAAGUGCUUCUGCGACUGCGAAGACCUGGAGCCGCCACCCAGGAUCGCCUACACGGAGCGGUACGAAUACCAGGAGGAUUUCAGUUCGUCCUCCGGUAACCUGAUCCACUGCACGCCUCUGGAGCCCACGACCCUAAGCCAAAAAACAUCCGACGAGGAGACGCCGUCCCAGAGAUACCACGGGGAGAUCUGCGAGGACGUGGGGAAAGGCUGGCCCUCCAGCAACACCCUGCAGAAGAGCGUGCCCUCGCCGCAGGACCCUGGGGCCGCUCCGGCCGAGAGGAGACUGAACGCCCCCUGCUCCGACGUGACUGUGCAGCCCGCCACCCACACCAUCAUCCUGGACUUCUCCCUGGUGCACUACGUGGAUUCUCAGGCCUUGGUCAUAUUGAGACAGAUGUGCAACGCUUUCCAGAACGCCAGCAUCUUGGUGCUGUUCACCGGGUGUCACUCUUGCGUGCUCAGGGAGUUUGAGAAGAAUGAUUUCUUUGACGAUGGCAUCACCAAGGCCCACCUGUUCCUCAGCCUCCACGACGCUGUGCUGUUCGCCUUGUCCCGAAACGCUGCGGACGGCUCUGAGCUGAGCGUGGAGGAGGGCGAGACUGUGCUCCAGGAAACCUACUCCGAGCCGGACAAGGCAUUUAAGAGACAGAAGACCGGGACAGAAAAUGACAAAUCAAGAUACGAAAAGAGUUGUGGUUUUCUAGAAAGCUCCAGAAAUACAAGUCAACGCUUCCCCAAGGUCCAGAAGCCCAAAGAGGAGUCUCUGGCGUUUGACUUGGGUCUGGACGACACUGGGGAGUCUGCAGAGCCAAGCGGGCUGGAUCUCAGUCUAGACCUGGACCAGGUCCUGGACAACGAGUUGGGGCUGGAGCCCGAGCUGGAGCCUCACAUGGAUCUGGAGUGGGAAAGGCAGCCGGACCCCAGGUCGAGGGCCCACGUGUACCCUCCACAGCACUUCCGGCCCAUGUACCACGCUCCAGCUCAAGGCUCCCAGCCCCAGCUUUCACCUCGGAUGCGAUCAGCAGAGAAGAGACAGAAGUAUCUGGAUUCAGACUCACCUGAGGGCAGCAAGGAGGAGGUCUGGGAGGUGAACUAGAAAUCAGGGGUCAGAGAACCUGGCAGAUCCCCCCACCCGAGAAGGGUUGCUCACUCCUAAGACCUACACUGGGCACGAGCUGGCAGUGCUUGUUUUGUGAGAAAGAGAAGAGGCUCAAAUAAAACACGU